AUGAAAAACGCACUCAGAGAAAAUUUCAUGCCGUCAAAUUUCGUCAUGAGAGAAAAUAUUGGUUCGGGUUUGAAAAUGGCCAUGGAACACUGUCAACGACAAUUCAAAUGGGAUCCCUGGAAUUGUCCGGAAAGUUCAUUUUUACACGGUAACAAAGGUUGGGGAUCCACGAGAGAAUUCGCGUACGUUCUCGCAAUAACGUCGGCUGCUAUCGAUUACGUCGUUACUAAAAAUUGUUCUUCGGGAAGUGUUAAAGGUUGCGGAUGCGAUCCUAAUUUGAACGGUUCGACAGAUGAGAAUUUCAUUUGGGGGGGUUGCAGCGAUUUUCCCCAACACGGAGAAGACGUUUCGAAAAAAUUUUUAGACGAUGCCGAAACCGGAAUGGAUGCUCAAACUUAUACGAAUUUACACAACUACGCGAUCGGACGCCAUGUCGUUAGAACGUCAAUGAAAAAACAUUGCAAAUGUCACGGAAUGUCCGGAAGUUGCACUAUACAAAGUUGUUGGAUGCAAAUGGCGUCAUUUCACGAUAUCGCAACGGAUUUAAGAAAUAAAUACGAUCAUGCCGUGAGAUUCGAUUUCGAAGUCGUUAAGGGUAAACACGGAAUUGGAAAUUCGGUUUCCGGCAAUGCAUUAUCCCAACAACUUUUCCCCUUCAAAUCGAACGUUAAAAAUUUAUUGUACGUUCAGAAAUCACCAAACUACUGUCGAGAAAAUCACACGAUGGGUUGGAAAGGAACAAAGGAAAGGAUUUGUUCUAGAAAGAAAAAAGGAGUUUCCGUACCGGAAAGGAAAAGUUGUUCAAAUUUAUGCAGACGAUGCGGACACGACGUUAGAAAAAAGGAAAAAAUAAUUGAAACUCAUUGCAACUGCACGUUCGAAUGGUGUUGCGAAGUUAAAUGUUUUAAAUGUAACGAAACCGUUAUAGAAUAUUAUUGUUCUUGA
Messenger RNA from Pediculus humanus corporis (human body louse), 945 nucleotides. Its product is annotated as protein Wnt-8A precursor, putative. The transcript is spliced from 6 exons. NCBI's taxonomy places the organism in Eukaryota, Metazoa, Arthropoda, Insecta, Psocodea, Pediculidae. Gene Ontology annotation, molecular function: frizzled binding; cytokine activity. The record is from RefSeq and is a predicted model, not a curated record. Gene Ontology annotation, biological process: canonical Wnt signaling pathway; multicellular organism development; cell fate commitment. Bases 1 to 945 code for a protein of 314 amino acids. Gene Ontology annotation, cellular component: extracellular region.